Mycena citricolor is the source of this 1026-nucleotide messenger RNA. NCBI's taxonomy places the organism in Eukaryota, Fungi, Basidiomycota, Agaricomycetes, Agaricales, Mycenaceae. The record is from the annotation of a GenBank genome assembly.
AUGGGAGAAUUCGACACCACGCUCGGUGCACUGUGCGUCGCCUACAUGCUGGCUUGGGGCCUGUUCGGGGUCAUGUCGAUGCAGACCUAUCGCUACUACCAUAUCUUUAUAAAGGACGCGUUGUGGAUCAAGACUUUGGUUGGCGGUCUCUGGAUUCUGGACACCUUGCAGCUUGUUCUGAUCGGAUCCUGCUUGUAUUUUUGGGUCAUCACCAACUACGCGAAUCCCGCUGUCCUUGCGAAUUCCACCUGGACUUUCAAUAUCGGGAUUCUGGUGACGAAUUCUAUCGUCAUCAUCGUUCAAUUCUUCCUUGCUCGUCGAGUCUGGAUUCUCAGCAACAGGAAUUACCUAUUGACAGGGCUGAUCGUGACCUUGUCUUGCUGCUACUAUGGAUUCGAAAUGGAUCGUGCAGCCGUUCAGCUCGUCAAGAUCGAGCUCUUCUUCAAGUUCCAAACGAUCGCUAGUGUCGGGCUCGCAUGUGCGGCUGCGGCAGAUUUGACCAUCGCAACGUCCCUGUCGUGGUAUCUCCUUCGUAGCCGGACAGGAAUCAAGACCACCGACUCAGUGGUGAAUAAGCUGAUUCUCUAUGCAAUGAAUACGGGGACCCUGACCGCGAUCGUCGUCCUCAUCGACAUGAUCUGCUUCCUGACGAUGCCGAAUAAUCUGAUCCACAUCGCAUUCAAUCUGGUAUCCGGGAAGCUGUACACCAACAGUCUGCUUGCGACGCUCAACUACCGGGACACCGUCCGCUCACAUGCUCCGCGUGCCAUGAAUAUGAACACGACCAUCAGCCUCUCCCACAUGAGCGCUGCCACGGGUCCUACUGGGGGCAGCAGCAUCGGCACCGCUCCUGUGUUUGCACCGAACUCCAAAUUCCAUAGUUCCGCAUCGACGGGCGAUCAUACUUUGGGUGUUACCGCUUCACAAAUGGAAGACUACACCAUUUCCAAUGCUUCGGAGCUCAAGGUCUGUGGUCGAUAUUUCUACGAUCAGCCUACCCAACUCAAUCACGAACCAGUUCAUUAA